AUGGCUGUACGGACGUGGUGGGAUCGUAAAGUCCACCACGACUCUAAUGAAAAAAAAUAUUAUUAUGAGAAUAAGAACGGUAAGAUUUUCCUUGAACUCAAAACUCUUGAUACCAUUCCCGGCUACAGAACAAUCACUCAUUAUAAAAAAGACGGCAAAAUAACCGAGAUUAAGAAAGAUGGGAAGAUUCUAGAGGGUUUUGGUAAUUUAAGUGCGAGCAGAAUCACAGCUUACUACUGGACGGGUGAUUAUCUUUACAAAACUCCGCCAAUUAUCCAACUGAACGAUGACUAUGACUUUUACGUUUUUGAGAAAGAUAACAAAUGGAAAAAAGAUGAUAGCAUACUUUAUGCCAAUUUAAGAGAGACUUUGGAGAGGCAAAACUGUAAGAGGAAUAAAGCUCAUCAUGUUAAUAUGAAAAGGAAGAAAUUUCCAAAAAAAUACAAGUGCUUAACUAAAGGUUGUGGUGUAGAGAUUGAGGAAAUAUUCACACCCUAUCAGGAUUACGCUCAAUCUUUACAUAAGAUUUCCGAUGGCUCGCUGACUAGAUUUAAUGAGAGUAUUUUCGAGCAAUAUGGACUUCCAUCCUUUGAGAGUGUCAAGGAGGUUUAUGUAUUCUUUUAUCCUAAGGGCAGUGGAACUCCUUUUUUGAUGUACUUUAAGGAUUUGGAGAAAUGGUAUAGAAGAAAUGAUAACGAUUUGACAAAGUGGUAUGAAAUGAUGGAUGAUUAUAAACCUAAAGGUGAUGGAAAGGAUAAGGAAAUACUGAAAAGCUUUUUCGCAAAAUAUAUCCCAAGAAUUACAAUUGACGCAGAUUACUAUAACGAGGGUGAGAAGACAUAUAAAGCGGACAGUCAUACUAUUACUGUAACAAAAAAGACAAUUGGAAAAGACUUUUACCAGUUUACUCAUUCUGGAGGGGACAAUAAACCAUUUCUAAUAAAAGAUGUUCUUAAGAAUGGGAAGGAGCAAGGUGUAAAAUUGGAUGAUACUCUCACCAGUUUGUCAUUUUUCUAUCUUGGGGAAGAUCCAAAGGGUAAGGAUUACCUUCUAGCUGAGACACUUAAGCACAGAAGCAGCAGUAGGUACAUAUACUACUCGAGUCUAAUUCCCCCAAAAUUCCCGUAUGCUGUAGCCAUUAAAUCAGUUACCAGACCACAAGAUAGUGAGAUUAUUUCGAAACUCAAACAAGCAAUUGAAGAAACUGAGAAAACAAAGUUCAGCGAGCAGGAUAUUGCUGAAACGGUAACAACAUCAGUAAAAGCUACUCUUUGGACUAUGUUUGGAAGUGCUUUAGGAUACGGUGGUUGGAAAACGUUUAUUGCAUUAUUGCCACUUUUAUAA
Molecule: messenger RNA, 1344 nt
Organism: Theileria equi strain WA
Lineage: Eukaryota; Apicomplexa; Aconoidasida; Piroplasmida; Theileriidae
Exons: 1
Coding region: 1-1344 (447 amino acids)
Source: RefSeq, a predicted model, not a curated record